Molecule: messenger RNA, 796 nt
Organism: Dendronephthya gigantea
Lineage: Eukaryota; Metazoa; Cnidaria; Anthozoa; Malacalcyonacea; Nephtheidae
Product: zinc finger protein 273-like
Exons: 3
Coding region: 53-796 (247 amino acids)
Biological process (GO): regulation of transcription by RNA polymerase II
Molecular function (GO): DNA-binding transcription factor activity; RNA polymerase II cis-regulatory region sequence-specific DNA binding
Source: RefSeq, a predicted model, not a curated record
CUGUCCCACGAAGUGGUCGAAAGGUGAAAGUCUAUCGAGUGACGAAGUUAAAAUGCCACGAUCGUUUUUGAUUCGAAAGAUCCUCGCAAUAAGCGACGACGAGGAAGAUAUUCCAGAUGCGAGGCCCGAAGAGUGUGUGGAGAAAACAAAGCCGCGCUCAGAUGAGUUGUUACCAGUCCUCCACCGUGAGGUUUCCAACGUACCCGAGGAACAAAGUAGAGAUAAAACCAGCGGUAGCUCAUUUCAAACUGUCGAGACAAACGCGGAGUUGAGCCUGAUCUCAAGUUGCACUUUUCACUGCGAACUUUGCACAAGAUCGUUCAACCGAGCCAGCGAUCUGAAGCGACAUCAAUUAGCUCACAUCGAGUCAAAGCCUUACAGAUGCCACGUGUGUGACAGACAGUUUACGUGGCUGGGGAACUUCCACAAGCACUGCGCUACGCACGAACAAUCAGCGCCACACCUACCGCUCUUCCCACAGCCCUCGCUAUUCACCGUGUAUCCAACGCCGCCCACACUCUUCAAUGCCACACCAUACAGCCACCCAAGCAGCCCGGGAUUCUACUUUAGCGGCUUUCCGAGAAGAUCCGAGGUGUCGCCUUUCGGAGGAUUCAAUCAAGUGCCCCGCGUUCUGCAAUGCAAUAUCUGCCUUCUGACCUUCACCACAUCACGUGCUUUGAAAAUGCAUACCAGAAUUCACAGCGGGGAAAAACCUUACAAAUGUGGCCAAUGCAAUAAGGCAUUCGCGAGGAAGGAUGAGCUUCACACACACAAGUAUUUUCACACGGUGUUUUAA